AUGGUCCAAACCUUAACCUACCCUCAAAGAGCGGAAGCUCACCCAUCACCUUUGGCUAAACGUCUUUUUGGCGUUAUGGAGUCCAAAAAAUCAAACUUGUGUGCUUCAAUUGAUGUUAGAACUACCAAAGAAUUUUUGGAACUAGUUGAUACACUAGGCCCAUACAUCUGUCUAGUUAAAACUCACAUUGAUAUCAUUGAUGACUUUUCAAUUGAAGGUACCAUUGAGCCAUUGAAAAAAUUGGCUUCAAAACAUAAUUUUUUGAUCUUUGAAGAUCGUAAAUUUGCAGAUAUUGGAAACACAGUUAAAGCUCAAUAUUCAGGUGGUGCUUUCAAAAUCGCUACAUGGUCUGAUAUAACUAACGCACAUGGUGUAACUGGUGAAGGUAUCGUUAGAGGUUUGAAAGAAGCUGCUUCAGAAGUCUCACAAGAACCAAGAGGUUUGUUGAUGCUUGCAGAAUUAAGUUCAAAAGGUUCUUUAGCUAAAGGUGAAUACACUAAACAAACCGUUGAUAUUGCUAAAACUGAUAAAGAUUUUGUUAUUGGAUUUAUUGCCCAAAACGAUAUGGGUGGUAGAGAUGAAGGUUUUGAUUGGUUAAUCAUGACUCCAGGUGUUGGUCUUGAUGAUAAAGGUGAUGGUUUAGGUCAACAAUACAGAUCUGUCAGUGAAGUUGUUGCUGGUGGUAGUGAUAUCAUAAUUGUGGGUAGAGGUCUUUUUGGUAAAGAAAGAGAUCCAAAAGUUGAAGGGGAGCGUUAUAGAUCUGCUGGUUGGAACGCAUAUUUAAAGAGAACUAGCCAAAUAUGA
Hansenula anomala is the source of this 804-nucleotide messenger RNA. RefSeq names its product orotidine-5'-phosphate decarboxylase (gene URA3). Lineage: Eukaryota; Fungi; Ascomycota; Saccharomycetes; Phaffomycetales; Wickerhamomycetaceae. The record is from RefSeq and is a predicted model, not a curated record. Gene Ontology annotation, biological process: 'de novo' UMP biosynthetic process; 'de novo' pyrimidine nucleobase biosynthetic process. The coding region runs from base 1 to 804 and encodes 267 amino acids. Gene Ontology annotation, cellular component: cytosol. Gene Ontology annotation, molecular function: orotidine-5'-phosphate decarboxylase activity. The transcript has a single exon.